Molecule: messenger RNA, 2421 nt
Organism: Papilio xuthus (Asian swallowtail)
Lineage: Eukaryota; Metazoa; Arthropoda; Insecta; Lepidoptera; Papilionidae
Gene: RabGGTa
Product: Rab geranylgeranyltransferase subunit alpha
Exons: 10
Coding region: 252-1841 (529 amino acids)
Biological process (GO): protein geranylgeranylation
Cellular component (GO): cytoplasm; Rab-protein geranylgeranyltransferase complex
Molecular function (GO): Rab geranylgeranyltransferase activity
Source: RefSeq, a predicted model, not a curated record
ACAUUGUUCAUUUUUGUGUGAUGAUUUUUGGCGAUGAUGGUGAUGGUAUUGGAGAGAGUGAAUUGUGAUCAAGUUCAGAAUAAAUAACCACGAACGCACCUAAACAUUUUGUUGAAAUUUUUAUGUUACAAGUUUUUUUAAAUACUCUCUAAUUUUACUAUUUGUUCUUGUAUGUAACUUUUUUUAACAAAGCAAUAUUAAAAAGUAAGAAGUCGACUCAGUAGUAUUAAGAGUAAAUACAGUUCAUCAAAAUGCACGGUAGAGUAAAAGUACGAACAACUGAAGAAGAAAAGGCAAGAAUAGAAAAAGAAAGACAAGAGAAAGUGAAGGUUUUUAAAAAGUUAAUGCUAAAAAUACAAUGUAAGAGGAAAGAGAAUGAGCUUGACACAGAGUUACUUGAGCUUACAGGGAAGGUUUUAAUGUCUAACCCUGAUAUAAAUACACUAUGGAAUAUAAGGAGAGAAAUAUUCCUGCACAUUAGAAAAGAUUAUUCGGAAGUAGAAUUAACAAAAAUGUAUGAUGAUGAAUUAAGCAUUACAGAAUAUUGCUUGAAAAAAAAUCCUAAAUCAUACUGUGCAUGGCAUCAAAGGAUGUGGGUGUUAACAACAAGAUCAGAUCCAGAUUGGAAAAAUGAACUUGAUUUGUGUAACACAUAUCUUAAACUUGAUGAAAGAAAUUUUCAUACUUGGAAUUAUCGUCGUUUCGUAGUCAGGCAGUGUAAACCUCCAUUGCAAGAUGAAUUUGAUUACACAACAGAAAAAUUACUUGACAAUUUCUCUAAUUAUUCCGCAUGGCAUUACAGAAGCAAAAUGCUAUUACAUCUAUAUCCAGAUGUCGAAGGUGGACGUCCUAUACAAGAUAUACAUCAUAAGCAUGAAUUAAAAAUGGUGAUAAAUGCAGCAUUUACAGACCCUGAUGACACAAGUGCUUGGUUCUAUCAGAGAUGGUUAUUAGGAGCUGUAAAAACUAGUAUAAACCUAGUUGCGUGUGCUGUUACCGAAUCUAAAAUAACUGUUGCAUUUAGCAAACCCGUGCCACUUGGCUAUGUACAAUCAAGUACACAAAUUUUUAUCAACAACAAUGUUUUAAAUGCUGAAUGGAUUUCCUGUUGUGGAUACCAGUAUGAUAGUUUAUGGAUUCUAAAACAAAAAGUGGAUUUAAUUGGGGAUAUGGAUAUAAAGGUGGAAUACAAAGAUGAGAAUAAAGAGAGAUUAGUGAUUGAAUGUAUUAAAUAUAAGGAAAAAAUGUAUGUUGGUAAGAGUAAAAUCAGCUUUGAAAAUAAAUAUUCACAGCCUGUGAUUGAAGAAUUGAAUGACCAACUUAAAUCAUGUCGGCAACUCCUCGCAUUGGAACCAGACAAUAAAUGGACUCUUUUAAGCACUACCGUCUUUUUACAUUGUAUUGAUGCAAAAUGCAAUCACAAAGAAGCAAUCAAUAACUUGCAAAUGUUAAAAAAGUUGGAUCAUCAAAGGGCCGGAUACUAUAGUGAUUUGAUAUCUAAGUGGUGUAUAGAAGAACAAUUACCAAUAGAUUAUAGCUUAAACUCUUUAGUCUUCAAACCAAAGAUGUCUGAUAAAAUUACCUGCUUACCUUAUUUGCAAUACUAUAGCUUUUGUGAGGAAGUUGAUCUAUCGAACCAGAAUUUAUGCUCAAAUGUUUUGCCUUCGUUAAUUUUGCUUCAACAUUGUAAGAUUUUGAUUUUAAGAAACAAUAAGCUUAAUACAUUAAAAGGUUUUCCAAAUAUUAAUUUGGAAAAGUUAGACAUACAAGGAAAUGAUGGGAUCAAUGUUGAUGAAGUGGAACAAUUUAAACGGGAUCAUAAGUUUGUUACAAUAUUUUAAUAACUUCAUCUUCGCGACUAUGAAAAACACUAAAAUUGUUACAAAACAAGGAAAACCCGUAAAAUUAUUUUUAAAAUUGAUAAUUUAAUAUACUAAAAGAAAAACACAGCUACAAAUUAAUGUAGGUACACUAUUUUUUUAAUGAGUUUUUUUGAUAGCAAAAAAAUUCAAUGGUUAGGUGUGUGUCUGGUAUUUGCCUUUUCUUCUUAAUGAACUCCAUUCAAAUGAUAUCUCCAAAUGGAAGGUAAACUAUUUUCUGCAAGGUAUUAAUGUUUUAUAUUUAUAUAUGCAUAAUAGCUGAUUAACUAGGUUUUUAUAUACUUUUUAUUCUAAGCACUAAUGCAAUAAAAUAUAUGGAAACAAUAAAAGUUUUUUUGUCCGUGAGAUGAGAUCAAACGCGCAUAUUAAUCUGACGAUAAAUGACUGCAGGAAAUCUUAGCAAUCCCACUAAUUUAUACGAAAUAUUGUAUAUUUCCUUUUUUAGGAGCGUUGCUACGGCUAAGAGAGAAACUUAAAAACUUUGAGGAAAAAAAUUUUAUGGCAAACAAAAUUAAAAUUAAACCCAAUAAAAGCUGCAAUA